Molecule: messenger RNA, 1932 nt
Organism: Oppia nitens
Lineage: Eukaryota; Metazoa; Arthropoda; Arachnida; Sarcoptiformes; Oppiidae
Product: CAP-Gly domain-containing linker protein 1-like
Exons: 2
Coding region: 71-1903 (610 amino acids)
Source: RefSeq, a predicted model, not a curated record
UUAGUAUUAUAAUAAAGUUGUGUGAGUUGUCUCAUACGGUAUAAUAAUAACAAUAAUAAUAAUAAUAUAAAUGAUUAAAAGUGAGACUAAUAUGGACUCUAAUGAAGACAAUCAGUCGGGAUGUCUGACCAUUGGAUUAAAUAAUUCACAACAAGAAGUGAUUGUUGAUAAUCAACAACAAAUUGAUUCACUUAUUAAACAAUUAGAGAACGAACGCAAUGAACGACACAAACUACAAGAGUUGUGYGAUUUUCUGGUCAAACAAAAUGACAAUAAAGUGGAUGAAAAUGUGRUGACUGUUGACAAGGAAGCAGAAGUCUUGAACAAGAAUUAUAUGAUUGAAACGGAGUCUUUGGGCGCUCAGGUCAAGCAAAAGGAAGCGCUAGAAAUCAAACUGAAGACUGUUAUUCAAAAACUGAAAUAUAAAUUAAACAAAUCGGAACAAUUGGUCAAAGAGUUGACACAAAAGGAAGGCAAUUGUCAAAUGAAAAUCAAUGACAAUGAAAACCACUUCAAUGACGACCACUUAAAGAAGCAAAACGAAAUUGAUUCCCAAAUAAUUGAACUCAAGAAACAACUCGAAGAAAAAGAAACUGAAAUUUUCAAUCUCAAGCAAAAAGAUAAUAAAGUGAUUGAAAAUGUUAUAAAUGUUGAACAAGUGAUGACUAGUGAGAAGGAAACAGAGUUAACCACAAAAAUAGAUGAAUUAGAAAAUGAAUUACAAGAAUUAAAAAGAGUUCACUCAGAAAGUGAAAUGAAAUUAUCUGAAUCUGAAUAUGAAUUGGAUAUCAUGAAGAGGAACUAUACCAUCGAAAUGGAGUGUUUCGGGGCUCAGGUCCAGGAAAGGGAGACAUUGAUUGAAAGAUUACAGACUAGAAAUCAAAAGAUUAAACAAAAACUAACCAAAUCUGAAGAAUUGGCUAAAGAAUUGACAGAAAAAGAGGAAAGUUUUAAAUCAAAAAUCGACGAAUGCGAAGGUCUUAUCAAAUACGAGCAAAUGAAGAGUCAAAACGAAACUGAUUCCCGAAUAUUUGAUCUCCAAAAACAACUACAAGAAAAAGAAAAUUUGUUUGAAACUGAGUUAUUAAAACUUAAGACACAAAAUACUAAACUAAUUGCUUUAGAGGAUGAACUCAGACAAAGAAACGCUGAGUUGGAAAUGAAAUUUAAUUCAAAUAAUUUUGAAAUAGAAAUAAAUAACUGUCGAAAACAAAUUGAUUCACUUAUCAAUCAAUUAGAGGCUGAGCGCAGCCAGAAAAUACAGUUUCAGGAUUUAUAUCAAUCAGUGGCCAAUCAUACAGAUGAUGGACAUAGUGCUGAUCAAGUGAAUCAAUUAUUGGCUCAAUUAGAGUCUGAAAAACAAUUACAUUUAGCUCAAAAGCAAGAAUUAGAGUUAAGAUGUAAGAAAUUUGCCGCAAAAUUCAAAGUCAAAGAAAGGGAAGUAAACUCAUUGGAAGAGAAGUUGAGAAUCGCUAAAGAAAAUGCAUCGAAAAAUGUCAACGAAGAGCAACUCAUUGAUAGUGAUAAACGUAUUGAAGAAUUAGUCAAAAGAGUGGAUGAGUUGCAGUUCACGGCAUCCAAUCUCGACUCCGCUCUUCAAACUGAACGCCAGAAACGAAGAGAAUUGGAGUCAGAAAAGAGUCAAUUCUGGGGACAGACACCAUCACUGGCCAACAGAAAUAGUGAUUCAAUUACCAUCAAUUCUGACACUCAAUCGUCAUUUUCAUUGCUUAUUGAUGAGGGAAUGGCAGAUAAGAGUGGAUUGAGUUCUGCAAAACGUUUUAUAAGCAAACAGAGACACUAUUUGAUGAAAGGUCCGACAAGUGCUAAAUAUAAGCGAAUAGCGAUUAUUGUAUAUUUGGUUGUAAUUCACGUGUUAUUUGUCAAAAUGUGCCUUUUCUAACACUAUUCAGUUUUCAAAGUUUUCAAAUA